This is a messenger RNA of Penicillium crustosum, 1245 nucleotides long. RefSeq lists its product as uncharacterized. The record is from RefSeq and is a predicted model, not a curated record. The transcript has a single exon. Gene Ontology annotation, molecular function: protein binding. The coding region runs from base 1 to 1245 and encodes 414 amino acids. Lineage: Eukaryota; Fungi; Ascomycota; Eurotiomycetes; Eurotiales; Aspergillaceae.
AUGGAACAUCGUACAUAUCUUUGGCUACACUUAGCCAUUGAUGAUAUCCGUACUACCUUCAAAGACAGUCUCCGGCCUACAGAGGAUUGGAUCACACUGAUUCCGCCUUCUGUGAAUGCCGCAUAUGAGAAGAUACUCUGUCGAGUCCCAGCCUGUCUAAUGGAUAGAGUCAAGAAGAUCCUAGAGAUCAUCGUGGCGGCACGACGUCCUCUGACAAUACAAGAAAUGGCUAUGGCGUUGGGAAUUGCCACUAGCUCAGGAUCACCAACAAUUAAACAGGCUGGGCUAGAUCCAAUUGGGUUAGACGGCAAGCUUCGGCGAUGGUGUGGCCUCUUUGUCUUUACGAACAAUUCGAAAAUCUAUCUUAUCCAUCAAACAGCGAGAGAAUUCCUCAUUGAGAAGGAAAAUUCCAGCAAUCCGAAUUCUGCAUACUGGAAUAGCCUGACUGACGCGGAAGAUCAGAUGGCUAAGAUCUGUUUGAGAUACUUGUUGAUGGAGGAUUUAGAAUACGAUAAAGACGAAUCGGGCUCCCUUACUACAUGUUUCUUGGAAUAUUCAGCAGCACAUUGGCCAGAUCACGUACGAAAGAUGGGUUUGACUCUAACCCAAAAAGAAACCUGCCGAGUGCAUCGAUUAUACGACAUAAGUGGGAAAUCGUUCUCAACGUGGUAUCCCAUUUUUUGGAAAGCAAUCCGACCAUACGAGAGAAUUCCUGUAAUGAGUGCACUGCAUCUGGCAGCCUUCAAUGGCCAUGAACAUGAGGUACAGUAUAUACUUGGUGUGGAUAAAAGUGAUAUCAAUACACCUGACGACACAACAACAUACCCGGUCAUGUGGGCGUCAUUAAAUGGACAUGAUAGGAUCGUGCAACUACUACUAGAGCGAGGAGCCGACGCCAACGCCCAGGGUGGAGAGUACGGAAAUGCUCUUCAGGCUGCUUGUGCCAGAGGACACAACAAGAUCGCACAGAUGCUGCUAGAGCGAGGAGCCGGUGUCAACGCCCAGGGUGGAUACUACGGAAAUGCCCUUCAGGCUGCUUGUGCCAGAGGAGACGAUAAGAUCGCACAGAUGCUGCUAGAGCGAGGAGCCGGUGUCAACGCCCAGGGUGGAGAGUACGGAAAUGCUCUUCAAGCAGCUCGUCGGGGAGGAUACCACCAUAUAGUGAAACUUCUCCAGAAACAUCAAUGUGCUGAUCAGUCGACCUCCCAACCUCCCCCUUCCAAAAGGCUGAAGGUUUCAUCAUGA